Sordaria macrospora k-hell is the source of this 852-nucleotide messenger RNA. RefSeq lists its product as uncharacterized. Gene Ontology annotation, molecular function: oxidoreductase activity, acting on the CH-OH group of donors, NAD or NADP as acceptor. The record is from RefSeq and is a predicted model, not a curated record. Lineage: Eukaryota; Fungi; Ascomycota; Sordariomycetes; Sordariales; Sordariaceae.
AUGUCUCAUCAACCACUCAAUGGCAAGCUUGCCAUUGUUUCCGGCUCUUCUAGAGGCAUCGGCGCCGCCAUCGCCGAGAACCUCGCCUCCAAAGGGUGCAACCUCAUCCUCAACUACACCACCCCUUCCUCCGCCUCCUUAACCUCCGAGCUCUCCAACCGUCUCAACACGACCUACUCCAUCUCCUCCGUGCCCGUUCAAGCCGAUAUCGGCACCCUCGAAGGUCCCCAAGCCAUCAUCGCCGCCGCGAAGUCCGCCUUCUCCAAGACCGAUGGCUCCCUCCAAGUUGACAUCAUCAUCAACAACGCCGGCAUUGCCCGCAACGACAACAUCCCCGACGUCAAGGUAGAUGACUUCACAGAAACCUACCGCGUCAACGUUCUCGGACCUCUACUGCUCGUCCAGGCCGCCCAGCCUUACCUUCCCAAGGACCGCUCGGGCCGCAUCGUCAACAUCUCCUCCGUUUCUUCGUCGACCGGCUUCGUAGGCCAGUCCGUCUACGGCGGCUCCAAGGCCGCCAUCGAGGCCAUGACCCGCACCUGGAGCCGCGAGCUGGCUGAGAACUGCACUGUCAACGCGGUCAACCCCGGCCCUGUGGAGGGACCCAUGUACGCGUCCAACUCAGAAGAGUUCCUGGAGGGCAUUGAGGGGUGGAUCAAGCACACGCCGUUGAUGAAGGCGAGAGAGGAUCUGCAUGGUAAGGAGGCUGUUAAGGAGGCGAAGCAGUGGCAUGGUAGACUGGCGAAGACAACGGAGAUUGCGGGCGUGGUGGGCAUGUUGUGUGGUGAGGAGGCCGGGUGGUGCACGGGACAGGUUGUUUGUGCUAAUGGUGGGAUGUUGAUGUUGCAUUAA